GGCUUCGCUAAGUGAGGAGGCGAAGAAGAAGAAGAAGAAGAAGGGGGAGAAAACUUGGCCGCGACGUUCCCACCUCCUCCCUACAACGCGACUCGACCCCGCAUCACUUCUGGUUUGCCAACUGGAUGGAUCGCUCGCUCGACGCCUUGGACUGCUCCAUUUGGCAUCUGAAAAAAUCUGAUAGUUGGUGAGGAGUUCUUCAUGUCAGAGACUGCUGUAGCCUCGGCACAAAGAGUACUGUAGCUCCUGGACCCCCUUAAGAGCAAGCAAAUGGACGAGAAAGAGUUGAGUGACCCCCUGAAUAAUGUGGCAUUGAUUAAAGAUGACCUGACCAGGUCAAACAUGGGGUCGUCUGGGGACUCGGAAAAGAUAUUGCAGCGCUUGAAUGAUGAACUUCGAGAAGCCCAGGACCUUGCUAAUACAGAGAAGCACAAAUCCAUGGAGCUACUAGGUAUCCUGGAGGAAGAGAGAGAAGAAAAUAAGCAACAAGCUGAUGAAUCUGCGAAACAGAUCAAACUUCUUCAAGGCCAGCUGCGGCAGCUCCAUGAUGAAAUCGGCGUCCUCAGGGAGCAGAUUGAUGUUUCCUCCGGUUCACGCGACGAGCUGCAAAGUGCACGCGAUGAGGUGAAUUCACUGAAACGUGCCCUGGAGUCGGCCACUGCGGAGCGGGACCGCGACGUGGCUGCUAUCCAGACUAACCUGGCAACCGCCUCGAAGGAUCUGGACAAGUGGCGUCAGACCGCCAACAAAUACGAGCAUGAGAUUGAAAAUCUCCAGUGUGACCUUCAGCAGCAGAGCAAGCAGUGGCAGAAAACUGCCGAGAUACAAGCUGGUGAGCUGCAGUCCAUGCAGGCGGAGUGUAACGGCCUUCAGAAGGAAUGCUCUGUCCUGCGAUCUGAGAGGCAGGAGAUCGUGAAUAAGCACCAGAAGGAGAAGAGCAGUCUGCAGAGUGAAUGUGCUUCCCUCAGGGCCGAGAAGGAGGAACUCACCAAGACUCACCUGAAGGAGAAGGGAAACCUACAGAGUGACUGUGCCGCACAGCGCUCCGAGAAAGAGGCCGUGCUGCAGAAACAGCAGCAGCUGGAGAAGGAACUUGCCGGUUCUCGUGCCCAGAAUGCUGAGCUGACCAACAGCCAGAAAGCCCUGGAGAGAUCCCAGCAGGAGCUGGAGAAGAGGCUGGCAGCCCUGCAGCUCCAGCACCAGCAGGAUAGCACCAAGUGGCAAAGCCAAGUGGAUGAGGCAGACAGUCGCAGCAGCGCUCUGCAGAGAGAGUGUGAGGAUGCUAAGACGGAGCUGUCAGACCUGAAGGAAAGGUAUGAGAAGACUGAGCAGGAAAAGCAGUCGCUCACAGAUGAGCUCGGGGAGUGCAAAGCCAAUAUGAAGGACUUGCAGGAGAAAGGAACCAAGACAUCCCUAUUGCUGCCUGUUCAAGCCAUAGUCAUCGGCCUUAUCCUGGCUUUGCUGUAUUGGUGCUUCAGCGCAUUGUGGUAGUAAGAAGCCGUGGAUGAUCUGGGGGCCUGUGGUUGCUGUGGCUCUAACGGCUGUGACGGCUGCUUUGCUCUUCAGGACCUGAGGGCAACUCGCUUGAGAGAACACGAGUGAAUCCAUAUUCGUCUGCACUAAAAACCGAGAAACUUGCCCCCUCAUCAUAUCUGCACUGUUAAUUAGGAGGGCUCAUACUUAACACUGUUUAAUUUCUAAGAUGUUCUAUUUUAGAUGGCAGAGACGUUAAUAAAAGAAUGUCAUGUUUAUGUGGAAAUGAAUAAGUUUGUUUGUAUGUCUCGUGUGAAGCAACUCCAAGUAUCUUUUUUAUUUUGGCUACUAUUUUGACUUAUAGUAUUAUCCAUUAACGAAUGUAAAGAGACUCUACACGGUUAAUUCAAAAUAUAUAUGAUGAUAUUUUUGGAGUUUGAACCUCCCCAAAUGUAACGCAUCUCUGUAAUUGUCAGAAUAAUAAUAAAUAAUAAAUGUUCACACAA
Scophthalmus maximus (turbot) is the source of this 1979-nucleotide messenger RNA. It is a transcript of the gene slmapb, whose product is annotated as sarcolemma associated protein b. Bases 271 to 1491 code for a protein of 406 amino acids. NCBI's taxonomy places the organism in Eukaryota, Metazoa, Chordata, Actinopteri, Pleuronectiformes, Scophthalmidae. The transcript is spliced from 11 exons. The record is from RefSeq and is a predicted model, not a curated record.